AUGCCUACCAUCCCCACCGAUCCUGCCAACUUCCCAUCGCUGGAAAGCCAGAAGGAAGGCCAGAAGGGAGCGGAUGACAAGCCCAAGCCAACUGCGCAGGACUUUCAGUCGAAGGGACCUCAGAUCCCAGACAAUCCUCGAUUCGCGACGACGACCAUUCCUUCUCGCGUCAAGAGACCCCUCAUGCCGCCGGAACGCACCAAUGUCCCGGUGAAGUUGUCUCUGCCGUUGCAAUACCAGCAGGACAUCUUCACCGAACUGCGCUCGGAGGAUGAGUUGGUCAUCCUCGCCCGUGGCCUCGGGCUUUUGCGGCUAGUAACGAAUCUGCUUCACUUUUACGAUGCCGCUGGAAAUAACCUCGUUUUGGUGGUGGGAGCAGAUGAUAGAGAGAAUGAAUGGAUCGGUGAAGCCUUGGCGGAACACCAUGCCAUUAGCAAGACCCCCCUUGCUAGGGGUCUCAAGAUGAUUAAUACUGAAAGAGCCUCGGUCUCUAUGCGAGAGAAGAUCUAUGCUGGAGGCGGUAUCCUGAGUGUGACAUCCAGAAUACUGGUCGUAGAUCUCUUAUCGAAACUCCUUGAUCCCGAGAAAAUUACCGGAAUGGUUGUUCUUCACGCUGACAAGAUCGUGGCAACAUCAACCGAGGCUUUUAUCAUCCGAAUCUUCCGACAGCUGAACAAGCAAGGAUUCCUCAAAGCCUUCUCGGAUUCCCCCGAGCCAUUCACAACAGGAUUCGCGCCUUUGGCAAACUCCAUGCGCAACCUCUUUCUUCGCAAAGCCUCCCUAUGGCCUCGCUUUCAUGUCACAGUCGCCGAAUCCCUCGAAGGGCACCGGAAAGCAGAAGUCAUUGAGCUCGAAGUUCCAAUGAGUGACAAGAUGCGCGAAAUCCAGAAUGCAGUUCUCGAAUGUGUGGAAGUCUGCAUUGGGGAGCUGAAGAAGGCCAACGCGGGUCUUGACAUGGCUGAUUGGACACUCGACAGCGCCCUGCAUAGGAGCUUUGAUAUCUCAAUCAGACGUCAACUCGAUCCUAUCUGGCAUCGUGUGAGUUUCAGGACUAGACAAAUUGUCAGCGAUUUGUCUGACCUGCGAGCAAUUCUUCAUGCCUUGCUUACCUACGAUGCCGUCUCGUUCAUGAGAUAUCUCGAUACCAUUGUCACAGCCCAUUCGCCACCGCCUGGCUCGUCGAGACACAAUUAUUCACCAUGGCUAUUCCUCGAUGCAGCCCAUGUCUUGUUUCAAACGGCAAAGUCUAGGGUUUAUCAAGGCAAAAUAAGCAAUGACACUCCCUCACUGUCAACUUCAUUCCCUAAUACCUUGCAACCUGUCCUAGAGGCGCAACCAAAAUGGGAGGUUCUGGCAGAGGUGCUAGAAGAGAUUGAUACCGAUGCAUAUCUGAACCCAGUCAACGUUGACGAAUCAAAUAGUACUGUGCUAAUCAUGUGUUCCGAUCAACGCACCUGCCGACAGAUCCGCGAAUACCUCGGGACUAUGCAUGCUGGCGUGGACGCAGCGAAAGCAAAGGAUGACAACGAUCACCUCGCUGAAAACAAUGAAAGAAAAUCAUUUGGAAAUGUCAUUAUGCGCAGGAGACUGCGAGAUUAUCUGAACUGGAAGAGCUCUUUGUCCAACGUUAACAAGAAUUUGUCAUCCCGACCAGAUAAUGACGAGUCACAAGCUGGGAAGGCCUCGAAUUCACCCGGGCCGUCGAAUCAGUUAGGAAAAGCGCCUCCCAAUAAGCGACGUCGAGUACGUGGUGGAGGUGCAGUUUCCUCAGCUGCCGCACGGGUACCGAAUAGUAGUGUACAAACGGACGUCGAACCGUCCGGACAAGUGACCGAAUUACUCGAUGAAAUCCAGCCUACAGAGAUCGAGGAGGCCCAAAAGGAGGAGAUCGUGAUUGACGACCUCGAGGAUAUGGAAGAUUUUUAUGAAUUAUACGAUAUGAAUGACCUCACCGUGGUGCAUCCAUUCGACGGCGACAUGGACGAGCAUAUACUGGAGGAGAUUCGACCCCGCUAUAUUAUCAUGUAUGAACCUGACUCGGCUUUCAUCCGGCGAGUGGAAGUCUAUCGCAGCUCUCAUGUGGGAAGGAACGUACGAGUAUACUUCAUGUACUAUGGAGGCUCUGUUGAAGAACAGCGAUACCUGAGUGCUGUCAGACGCGAGAAGGACUCCUUCACCAAGCUUAUCAAAGAGAAGAGUAACAUGGCCGUCACCAUCACACAUGACAAGAGCCUUGAAGAUCCCCAGGAGCAAUUCCUCCGAACCGUGAACACUCGCAUUGCCGGAGGAGGCCGCCUGGCCGCCACAGCGACCCCUCCGCGUGUUGUCGUCGACGUGCGAGAAUUCCGAAGUGCCCUCCCAUCCCUCCUACACGGCAACAACAUGAUCAUCGCGCCCUGUCAAUUAACAGUCGGCGACUACAUCCUGACCCCGGAGAUCUGCGUCGAGCGCAAAUCCGUCCGCGACCUCAUCACGUCCCUCAAAAACGGCCGUCUCUACAACCAAGCCGAGACGAUGCUUCAGCACUACAAAAACCCGCUCCUCCUGAUCGAGUUCGACCAGAACAAGUCUUUCACCUUCGACGCCUUCGCCUCCGCAACCACCCCAGGCACCUCCUUCCUCACCGACUUCGGCUUCUCUUCGUCUGGCACUGCAACUACCUCCUUAUCAGCCAGCAGCUCCCUCGUGAACCCCUCCAGCCCCAAAUCCGCCCAACACCUCCUCGUCCUGCUCACACUGACGUUCCCCCGUCUGAGAAUCAUCUGGUCCUCGUCGCCCUACCAGACCGCCGAGAUCUUCGCCGAAUUGAAGAAGAACAGCCCCGAGCCUGACCCGCUCCGCGCGGUCCAGAUCGGCCUGGACAUGGAGAUUGCGUCAGAUCCGUUGUCUGCGUCGGGAUCUGCCGAUAUCAUGGCCGCGGCGGGCAUCGAACAUCGCACCUUUAACAUUUUGCCGCAGGACAUGCUGCGUGCUGUGCCAGGCGUGUCGCCGCAGGCCGUGGAACGGCUGAUCCUGGAGACGGGGAAUAUCACCGAGCUUGCGAACAUGGAUGUUGAGCAGCUAGAUCCGUUAGUGGGGAUUGAGGCUGCGCGGAAGAUCGUGGGUUUCUUCCGGAAGAGUGUCUUUGAUGGGGAAUGA
Aspergillus affinis is the source of this 3138-nucleotide messenger RNA. RefSeq names its product ssDNA endodeoxyribonuclease RAD1. Gene Ontology annotation, cellular component: nucleotide-excision repair factor 1 complex. Bases 1 to 3138 code for a protein of 1045 amino acids. Gene Ontology annotation, molecular function: single-stranded DNA binding; damaged DNA binding; single-stranded DNA endonuclease activity. NCBI's taxonomy places the organism in Eukaryota, Fungi, Ascomycota, Eurotiomycetes, Eurotiales, Aspergillaceae. The record is from RefSeq and is a predicted model, not a curated record. Gene Ontology annotation, biological process: double-strand break repair via single-strand annealing, removal of nonhomologous ends; resolution of meiotic recombination intermediates; nucleotide-excision repair involved in interstrand cross-link repair. The transcript is spliced from 9 exons.